AUGGGUAAACGUUCUCUUGAAGUACGUAUAAGCAAUGAUAUUUUAGAAACAAAACCUGAUAAUCAAGGUCCUAUCUUAGGUGAGGGGGUUCCUCCACCUCAAGAGGUAGGUUUUCAUGUCUACAAGAGUGAAAAUGGUAGGCAAGCUUUGGUCGUGGGGGAGAAUCCCAGAGUAAUAUACGAGUCGAACAACUUUACUACGGAUCAAUCUUCUGAGUAUAUAGUUGCCAUAUAUAAUAAGAAAACAAACGAGGUCACAUUUAGUUCUGUGCCUGUAAUUGAUUUGGCUCCUAUUCCAAAACGUAUUAAAAUGGAUGAACCUAAAGAUUCGAUUAGGCAUGACUAUAUUACGGCGAAAACGGAUCUUGAUAGAGAAUUUGGUUCAAAGAAAGCAAGAGCAAAGAUACUUGAACGUGAAAGAGGCAAUAUUGAUGCAUCACAAGUACAUAAUAUUGAAAAAAUCGUUUCAAAUAUUGAAGAAAAUGUAAAAAUUAUGAAAACUAAAGAAAAGAUAAAAGCUGAUAUGGAAUCAAGUCGUCCAAUACCACCACAUGAUAUCAGCGCAACAAGAGUUACUGAUGUAUAUAAUAUGGAUAAUAUCGUGACACCUGCUGAAUUUGAUGCUAUUCCUGUUUACUCUAUUUUGAACGCUAAACACGAAUCUCUCAGAUUGAGUUUGUUACCAUUCAGGUCCUCGAAAUAUGUCAAUUCCCGUCUUUUUAUAUCUUUAGACGCGAAAAAUGUCAAUUUAAAACGUAUACGCUUGCUAUUAUAUAUCAACUAUUUGAUGGCAUUUAAAUCCGUUUCUUAUGAUGUACUUAAUAAUAGACAAGAAAUGGUUAUCAAUAUGAAAGAAUUACCGGAUAUCAUUUUGACGAACCUUUACGAUCGAUUUACUGAGACAACCUAUUCCAAAUCAGGAGGACGAAAAAAGUAG
Messenger RNA from Cetraspora pellucida, 936 nucleotides. The record is from the annotation of a GenBank genome assembly. Lineage: Eukaryota; Fungi; Glomeromycota; Glomeromycetes; Diversisporales; Gigasporaceae.